This is a messenger RNA of Adineta steineri, 1161 nucleotides long. NCBI's taxonomy places the organism in Eukaryota, Metazoa, Rotifera, Eurotatoria, Adinetida, Adinetidae. The record is from the annotation of a GenBank genome assembly.
AUGGUACAUUUUUCUCAAUCAAUCUUACCUGAUAUUCCAUUGGCAACAUCAUUACCGACAACAUUUACAUUUCAUCCAAAUAAUCAAAUGGAUGAACAACAAAUUUUAGAACAACAACACCAACAACAACAAUCUCUUCCAUCAUCCUCUCAAUCUCAAUUAAAUUCAUCACUAUCAAAUCAACAACAACAACAACUACAACAACAACAACAACAUCAAUCAUCAUCAUCAAAUGAUGAUGGAAAUUCAAAUCCAAAUCAUCAAACACAUACGAAUGAUUAUGAAACUCGUUUAAGGUGUCCAAAUUGCGAAACAUGGGUAGUUAAUCUAAGUGAUCAUCUACGAAAAACGCAUCGGAUAGCAUCACCAGUUGAUCGAAAACCAUUAUUACGUAUGGCACGUCUUGAAAAACGUCGUAUGGCUGAAUCCGCAAAUCAUUCGUCGCCUUCAACAACAACUACAACACUUUUAAAAACAUCACAUCCAUCAUUAUCAUCAACACUUGUUGUUAAUGGUCUAUCAUCAUCACAACAUACAAAUACAAAUGAAAUAGAAAAUUUACUUUUUAAACAUGAACAUGAUCCAAAUACUUUACCAAAUCAACAAUUUUCUGUAACAAUACCAGAAAAUAUUUUACUUAAUCAACAAUUAACAAAUUCUAUUGCUCAUUAUACAUCAUCAAUAAAACGUGAACGUAGUUUAGAUGAACAUUUAGAACAUACAACAAAUGAAAUAUUAUCACCACAUAAAAAAUCUCGAAUAGGUAUGAUUGAUGGUACAAAAUUAUCUCAAACAAUACAAUCAUCAUCAAAUAAAUCAAGUAAAAAAAAUCGAAAUAAACAAGACCAACAACAACAACAACUACAAUCAAAUCAAACUAUUAUAAAAACUGCAGCAUCUGGGAUCUUCCCUCAGCAACAACAACAACAACAACAGCAGCAACAAUUACAACAAGCUGUUACUUUACAAAAUAUUGAUGAAAGUUCGGAUGAUCUUUCAAAAGUAUUACAAAUGAUGGGUAAUGAAAUGAAUUUUCUUAAUCAACAUUUACAAACAACAUCUAUUUUAUUACAAAAACAACUUGAUUUAGCACGUGAUAGUUUACAUGCAUGUUCUGUUCAAUUUGCACAUUUAAAGAGAAUGAUUCAACAACAAAUAUGA